UAUCAUCAAAUAUGGGCACGAAUACUAUAUCUAGGCCUUUCCUAUGGGAGUUGUUAUUGUUCACCAUUCUUGGAGGCUUUCCGUUUUCUGCUCAAGGAAUUCCCUUCCAAGCUGGAAAUCUGAACAUAUCAAAGACCUUACAGGACUGGAGCUGUAGCAGUGGGUGUACGCCUUCUUUUCACUGUCGGUUGCCGCGCUGUACGAACGUUGUGUUCCCUACUGCUUUUAGUGGAUCAGGGAGGGUCCAAGUUUACGUGACGGUUAGCCAUGAUGAGAAGUUUUCGCGUGUCCAUUCACCCUCAGCUGUGUGGGUUCAGUCCGUCACUACACGUGGCUUUGAGGUGUGUGCACGUGAGUCAGGCAUUGGAUCAAAUGGAACAGGAAUUAUCAACUGGUUGGCUUUCCAAGGUCAUCCACAAAUGACGCGUGGUAGCGUUACUUUUAGCGGAAUAUGGACAACGGAAACAAAAUGCGACAAGAUAAAUUUAUCUCAGGGAUUUGUUGGAACACCUCACGUCUUUGUGUCAGCAAAGUAUACACGAGACACAAAGCCAGAUGAUGCCAUGUACAUUUGGUUAGAAAAUGUCAGUUCUAAAAGUUUCGAGGUUUGCAUACGUGAAUUCUUACCGUUUGACGGGAAACAUCAAGACACAGUUGUGGACUGGUUUGCGUUCACUGGUAAUGGUUCUGAGUUCAACUUUUCGAGAGCAGGUGAAGUGAAUUUCCCAAAUAGUGGCAUCCCUAAAGCUGAAAAUAACUAUGGUUUCUGCCAGAAAGCGCACUUCAACACCACCUUUUAUGCAUCACCAAUUGUUCUUAUUUCUGUCCAUCACUUCUACAACCCUCAAGUCAGUGUGAAGAGUUCCAGUUCCCCAGAAAAUAACAUUGUUACAGCAUGGGUCGAGGAAAUCGGUCUAACAUCUAUGACGAUUUGUGUUAAAGACUUAAGCGGAACUGGAAGUAAACAUGAUCCACUUUCCGUGAGCUAUGUCGUUAUUGGAGACAUAGAUCCAUGCCUUGGCGUUUACUGCCCAUCUUUUGGAGUUUGCAAAACUUACAGCGCCCAUGAAGCUCGCUGUGUGUGUAAUGAUAGUUGUCCGUCUUAUCAAGAUCCGGUGUGUAGCGCAAACGGAACAACGUACAACAAUGAAUGUCGGUAUAAGUUGAGCUACUGCAGGGGACUGGACAAUAAUACGAUGUACCAUCCAGGAAGCUGUGAGGGUUUUCCAUUCCUGCGCGGCCGUGUUGAACUCCUUCACGUUCCAAAAUGGUCUGAGUCAGGCUGUAAGACAGUCAUUUUCCCGCCAUACCGAUUUUACCCAAACAAAGACGUCCACGUUCAACUUACCGUGAACCACAUCAACCUAAAUGACUCCGUGACAGUACAUCACGCAAUCACUUUAUGGACAGAAAACGUCAACACUCAAAAUUUCACAGUCUGCGCCAUGCAAGCCGGAAGGAAUGGAAACAGCUUUAACCCAUUUGCGACUGUGGACUGGAUGGCCUACCAAGGAGCACCGAUAAAUGCGGUGGGUGGAAAAAUUAAGGUUCAAAAAUGGUGGUCUGGGACCAAAUGCGAAGAUGUGACCUUUCCAAAGGACAUGUUUAAGGAAGAUCCAGUAACUCUUGUGACGGCUGAACACGUAAGGACUGGAAAAAAGUACGAUGCUGCUUUAAUAUGGACAGAGGAUACAACCAAAACCUCAUUUAAAGUUUGCCUCCGUGAAAUGCAAAACUUUGAUGGAAAACACGAA
Molecule: messenger RNA, 1754 nt
Organism: Pocillopora damicornis (cauliflower coral)
Lineage: Eukaryota; Metazoa; Cnidaria; Anthozoa; Scleractinia; Pocilloporidae
Molecular function (GO): calcium ion binding; protein binding
Source: RefSeq, a predicted model, not a curated record